UUGAAAGGUUUUUUGCCGGUUGUUUUCCUGGAUAUUAUUUCCCGUACAGCAAUACAGACUACAUAACCUAUGUAGAAAAGAAGACAACGAUGGCUUUACAGCAAGAGUCUGGCAUAGUAAGGCCAUUUAUUCGUGGAAACAUUGGCAGACGUACUGGUCGUCCCGUGUUGAAGAAAACACCACGGGUAAACAGCGAUGGCUUUGAUGUUUUUGAUGACUACUGGACUGAUACAUCUGAGAGUGAUGAUGACUGGUCAGUUAUGAGUUAUGCUUCUCAUAAUGGAGAUAACAUUAAUAGAACCCUGACGUUACAGAAAAAAACUGUAACAAAAAAAAAGCGAAGCUCUCCGUUAAAAGCAAUGCCAACUUUCUCACCACGUUCUGCUAGCACAGUUGGUGGGUCAGCUUCAGUUUCCAACAAUAACAAUCCUGUACAGAAGGAGAAUAUAAUUUUUCCGAGCAGUCCAGCGAAUAUCACUGGUACAAUUUUAAAGGUUCCUUCAGCGCAUGUUGAAAGUCCAAAUACUACUACUACUAUUGUGGAGAAAAGAAGGCUCACGUUUUCCAGAGUAGUCACCGAUGACGAAACUGAGGAUAAUUUACCCACUUGUGAUGCGGAGCAGCAGGGGACAGAAGUAGAAACUGAUGAACAAGUUCUGACUGAAGAUGAGGAUUCCAUGAGAUGUCAAGAGUCACCAGCAAUAAACCAGACUGAUACCAACAUACAUAGAACAUCAAUCUCAACGGCCGCUGAAAGCUACUCACUGGCUCUUCCUCCUUCUCCCAAUAAAAAACGAAAAUCAAUCUUAAAAGUUGCAAAUGCUCCUCAUGAUACACCUGAAGAAUCCUUUUUAAAUCUCUCCCUUCUCAAGAAAGUUGUUUCACCAGUCGUUGCUCAUAAAACACUGUUGGAGAUAGAUGAUGAAUCGGACGCGAGUGAAACUCACGAGUUUGUGAUUUUAAGUGACAAUGAAAGCUUUGAGAUUAGCAAUUCGAGGCAAUCGCAGCAAUCAACUAAAAGUGCCGUAAUGAAUAAAUCGCAUAACAGGAAAGGUGAGCACAAGGCGGUGGGUGAUGCAGACAUCAACAGAGACAGUAAAAAUAACAACCGACAGACCAAUCAGGGGAAUCAAAUUAAAAAAGUCGUUGUUAGAGAACAGUAUGAUGAAAAUGAUGACUCUGAUCAAGAAGUCGUCUUUACUCUGAAAUCAAAAAAGCCUAAAAAGAGAGGUCCUAAAACAAAAAGCACCAACAGGUCAACUGUGCAUCAGAAUAUCAACAACAAUAGUCAAGAUCUUUCGGACAUGGAGGUGGAUGUACCAACUGUUCAUGAAAGCAGUGACUCAGACUACUCUGAAAACAUUGCUAUGGACUCACCAAGACAAUCAAAUAAAAGACCCUUAGUGAAUAAAUCGCAUAACAGGAAAGUUCAGCAGGAGGCAAAUGAUGCAGCCAGCUACGUGGAGAGUAGAAAUAAGGAUAGACAGACCAAACAAAAGAAGAAGCUUACUAGAAAACAGUAUGACGAUGAUGAUGAUGUAUCUGAGCAUGAAGUUAUUUCUCAGAAAUCAAAGAAGUCUGGAACGAGAGGAUCCAAAACAAAAAGGUCAACUGUGGAUCAGAUUAUCAACAACAAUAGUCAAGAUCUUUCGGACAUGGAGGUGGAUGUACCAACUGUUCAUGAAAGCAGUGACUCAGACUACUCUGAAAAUAUUGCUAUGGACUCACCAAGACAAUCAAAUAAAAGACCCUUAGUGAAUAAAUCGCAUAACAGGAAAGUUCAGCAGGAGGCAAAUGAUGCAGCCAGUUACGUGGAGAGUAGAAAUAAGAAUAGACAGACCAAACAAAAGAAGAAGCUUACUAGAAAACAGUAUCAUGAUGAUGAUGUAUCUGAGCAUGAAGUUGUUAUUUCUCAGAAAUCGAAGAAGUCUGGAACGAGAGGAUCCAAAACAAAAAGGUCAACUGUGGAUCAGAACAUUAAUAAUAACAGUCAAGAUCUUUCUGAACCUGAAUCAGAACAUGAUGUACAGUCAAUGCAUGAAAACUUUAUGCACGAGUCUGACUACUCUGAAAACAUUGCAAAAUACUCGCCAAGACGACCAAUUAAAGGAACCUCAAGGAAUAAAUCACGUAAUAAGAAAAUUAGAGAUGAUCUGCAGGUGGAUGAUACAGAUAGCUACAGCGACAGUGACAGUGGAAAUGAUAACAGACAGACUAAACAGAGACAGAAAAAACAGGAUGCAAUUGGUAGAAGGCAUUAUGAUGAGAUAACUUUUUAUGAUGCACCUGUAGCUUCUGAGAAAUUAAAGAAGCAAAAACGGAAGGGUUCCAAAACGAAAGGUCCAAACAAGACAAAUGCACAUCGGAAUAUAAACAACAAUAUUGAGGAAACUGGGGAGGAUGUACAUUCUGAAAUUAUUGCGCUUGCCGCAACUGUUUUGAAGGAGAGUCCAAUGAAGAAAGGUACUGGUGUAGUUGCAGAAAAGAAGAGGCAUUAUGAAGCAGAAAAGCCAAGUGCUUCAUCAGCAGCUGUGAAGAGCAAAAAGAAAGCCACAACUAAAGGGAAGGCGUACAAAGCAAAAACAUCAGAGAAGAAAAAACUGAAUAUCUACAAAGACAGUACAGUGGAUAUUGAAAAUAUUGAAAUUGUAAUCUCGUCUCAGAAUUCUUCCCAAUCUCAGCGAAAUGCGACCACAUCUCAGAAGAAAGGCAAGAUUCAGAAUAGACAAGCUACACCGGCACGUAAAUCCAACAGAACUCGAAUACCACCAGUUGAAUUCUGGGUACUCGACAACAGUCAAUACCAGGGGACAGAUUUGGACGAAAGUACCUCAGAGAAAGCAAAAAAAAAUAAGCAACAACCGAAUCUCAAUGAAGUACACGGUAAAGUGCAAGAAUCAAAUAAAGAUGUAAAGAAAGCCAAGAAGGGUCUGAGUAAUAAGGAAAAGGUGAACGAAUCUGUGCUUGCUAGAAAAGAUGAAUAUGUUAAAAAUAAUUCAAGUACAACAAGAAAGAAGACAUCAAUGGUUGUUAAGAGUUCAGCUACACCGGCACGUAAAUCGAAUAGGUCUCGGAUACCACCCGUUGAAUUCUGGGUACUCAACGAGAGUCAAGGCCAGGAUACAGUGAUGAAGGAAAACACUUUACCAAAGGAACAACAGACUCCUAAAGAAUGGCCUAGCGAAGUACAACGAUCCAAUAAAGCUGCAAAUAAGGCUAAAAAGAAACCGAAGCAGAGUCGAGGCAAAAUGAACAAUGUGACUGAAUUGGAAAAAGUUGAAAAUAAUACAAAUACAGAUCGAAAAAAGACAGAAAAAAAGAAAUCAUCAGUGGGUGAAUAUUCAGAAUCCAGUGAACUGUACAGUAGUCUUCUGCAAGAGUUUGACAGUGUUGUGAAUGAAAAUGAAGAUUCUGCAUCAUCUAGUGGUGAAAACACCUUAGUCAAUACUCAGAAUGAAUCAUUGAAAAGACAAAGAGAUCAGUCUGCUUCUGACAACAGAGACAGUGAUUAUGAGGUCAUGGCAAAAAUUCAGAAAGUGACAAAGAAUGCUACAAAAAGCAAGAAUAAACAACCAAAGAAUAAGAAAGCUUCAUCAAGAACUAAAUCAAAGACAAAUACAAAACAUCCAUUUUCUACUCACUCUGUAAGUGAAACGCCUGCAGGAAAAAAGAUAAUGAAAGUCGAGAAACAAAAAAUAAUUACAGCUUGUAACAAUCCUACACCUGGCACACGGCGAAGUAGACGAAAUAGAGUACCACCAACCCGGUUCUGGAUGUUAGAAAAGCCAAUCUAUGAGAGGCGACAAUCAGGAGGACUUGCCUUGGUCGAUAUCCAGACGCCUUCCACUAAAAUAAGGGUCAAACGAAACAAUAAUAUUCCAAAAAAAGGACACUCCAAGAAAGCUGUGAACAAAAUUCCAGAAUAUACCAGUAAUGUAUUUCAUGACGUGCAGCUUGAUGGGACCUAUGAAGAAAUCAGUGAUGUAAUGAUUCCUGUCAUAGACACCAGUACCAACAGUGUCAUCAAUAUCGAUUGUGUCAGGCCUAGUUUCGCCAUUGACUAUCACGGUCCGACUGGUGAGCCAGCCUGCCCAGACGAUUCCCUGAUCAUCUCUAAAUCAAUAGAUGAAAAGGAUUUUUCUGUUGGUUCCCUCAUUCUGAGGCCAUUACAGUCCAAACCUGCUCAACUUGUUGGACAGUACACAUUGGCUUUCAUUGUAAAGACUGGCCUACUCAAUGUACUGAUUCACGAGACAGAGUUUCUUGUCAGAACUGAUGACCAUUUCUUCGUUCCACCAGGUAAUGCAUAUUCCUUGCAGAAUUUAAAGAAUGAGGAUGCUGAAAUAAUUUUUUUUCUUGUGAAAAAAUAAAAAGUACUUGAUACAUAAUUAUUACUGCCAAUUCAGCUGUCCACUCAUUUGUGUGGGCAGCAUAAUGACUUUUGAUAUCUUCCAGUACGACAACAAGUCUAAGCCCUAUGCCGUAUCCUGCCCAUUCCUUCCUUGGAUGUUUUUAGUCUAGAAUAUUUUAUAACCUAGAAUACCGCAUUGUAAAAAUAAACUGCCAGAUGUAUUUUUUCAAGAUUUUACCUGUACAUGCUUUAUAAUAAUUGGAGUAUUAUAUGCUUAGGAACUCUUCGUAUAUAGAUAGUAAUAUGAUAGUUGUACAAAUUUGUAAUUGAUACAGUGGAAUAGUAUGGUCUCAUUGCCGGAGUAUCAUAGGUAUUGCUGCAAAUGUAUGUUUGCUUCAUUGAAGUUGGAACCAUCUUUCAUCAUAUGUUAUUCCUGUCUACUAAUUGCAGGAAUUGUUGAUCAUGUUAUCGUUUUAUUAGCAUUUAUAUGUUCUUAUUUUAUAACAGUGAUAUGUAUUUUUUUAUUAUACAUCAUUUUUAAAUCUGUAUUAAAGCUUUUUAUAACAUUU
This is a messenger RNA of Saccoglossus kowalevskii, 4920 nucleotides long. RefSeq lists its product as uncharacterized. The record is from RefSeq and is a predicted model, not a curated record. NCBI's taxonomy places the organism in Eukaryota, Metazoa, Hemichordata, Enteropneusta, Harrimaniidae. Gene Ontology annotation, biological process: attachment of mitotic spindle microtubules to kinetochore; kinetochore assembly; spindle attachment to meiosis I kinetochore. Gene Ontology annotation, cellular component: kinetochore. Gene Ontology annotation, molecular function: centromeric DNA binding.